ACUUUUUUUAAUUUAUUACUCUGAUUAUUUGGGUUACAUAUGAUUAGAAUAGUAGAACUUACCGAUAACAACUUGACUAUAGACUUAUUAGACCAACUUUUAAACUUACUAAAACAACUUUCAACAUCUGUUGAAGAGGCAUCGGUAACUAAUGCCAUCAAGUCUGAUCACUCGUGUAUUUUGGUUGCCAUGGAGGGAGAUGUAUUGGUUGGGACCACGACAAUGGGAUUUCUAUAUUGUGUGACUGGAGUCCGGGUACACAUAGAAGACGUAGUUGUAGAUGCGACCUAUCGGGGAAAAGGUAUCGCGUCUUGCCUUAUAACGCAGGCCAUAGACCGUGCGAAAAUGAUCAAGGCUAAAAGUAUAGACUUGACCAGUCGUCCAGAAAGAGAAGCAGCCAAUAGACUGUACGGAAAGCUGGGUUUUGUCAAAAGAGAAACCAAUGUCUACCGUUACACCAAUCAGAGCCAAUAAAAAUAUUAAGCUUUUUUUUCCCCACACUUUUUCAUAUCUGUUUAUAAAUGGGAAACCCUUUUAUUUUUUUUUUCUUGUUUC
Molecule: messenger RNA, 555 nt
Organism: Mucor mucedo
Lineage: Eukaryota; Fungi; Mucoromycota; Mucoromycetes; Mucorales; Mucoraceae
Product: putative acetyltransferase
Exons: 1
Coding region: 40-474 (144 amino acids)
Biological process (GO): UDP-N-acetylglucosamine biosynthetic process
Cellular component (GO): endoplasmic reticulum; endoplasmic reticulum-Golgi intermediate compartment; Golgi apparatus
Molecular function (GO): glucosamine 6-phosphate N-acetyltransferase activity; monosaccharide binding
Source: RefSeq, a predicted model, not a curated record